This is a messenger RNA of Fusarium subglutinans, 651 nucleotides long. RefSeq lists its product as uncharacterized. The coding region runs from base 1 to 651 and encodes 216 amino acids. NCBI's taxonomy places the organism in Eukaryota, Fungi, Ascomycota, Sordariomycetes, Hypocreales, Nectriaceae. The record is from RefSeq and is a predicted model, not a curated record. The transcript is spliced from 4 exons.
AUGACAGACGAGAAAGACCUUGGCAAAGCUGAUCAAGUGGUAGAGUAUUCCACUUCAGCGCCAACAGAGCUUCCUCCCUCAUACGAUAUCACUCUAUCCCAAUCUGAGUCUCAACAACAAAAUCAAUCACAAGCCACAGAAGACUUUCCGACUCUUGUUAUUGAUGGCACAAAGAUCUAUUCCCUAUACGCGCCCAAUCGAAUACUCUAUCAACUUAGCAAUGCACCGUAUGACGCUACUCGGAAAAUCUAUGCCAUUGAGAAACUACGAUACCGCAUGACGAAUGGCGACUCUGAACAAAAGCUAAAACAUACUGUUGAUCAUAUCUACGACUUCAGGCACGGCAUAUCGAUAGAAUCAUACAAACAAAUCACCAUCCUGGGACAGACAAGCCGGAAGCGUACUUAUCCUAACAUGAUCAUGCACCGAUGCCUUAAUGGCUGCCACACGCGUGAUGAGACUGGUAAUAUUCAAGAGCUUCUAAGGCUUGCUAUCAAGGCCAGGAUUGAAGAGAAGGUGUAUGAUCUGUUGGUCACUUCUUGGUGUGCACAUGUCUGGAAGGAUGCCCAGAAGGAUUUGAAAGAGCCGAUGAGUUGGGAUAAAUUCAAACGGAUUGCGUCGACCAUGCCAAAUAAAACAGCAGCUUUUUAA